CACAAUGGAGGUUCCCCCAGCAUCCAAACUUGGUGAGACCUUUGUGUUUGAAGAUGGGUUAGAGAUGCAGCAAGAACUUUUCCCAGAGGAGGACCUAGGGGACGCAUUUCUUCAGGAAAGAGGUUUAGAGCAAAUGGCCGUUAUCUAUAAGGAGAUCCCUCUUGGGGAGCCAAACGAGGAACAUGAUGAUUACGAGGGGAAUUUCAGUCUGUGCUCAAGCCCUGUUCAGCACCAGAGUAUCCCCCAAGUCAACAAACCCCAGGAUGAUGACAUAUUUGGCCAAACCUUCCUCCAGAAAUCAGACCUUAGUAUGUGUCAGUUAAUCCAUGGUGGAGAAGAACCCAGCAAACACGACUAUGAGCUAGUGGGCAGGGGGGACUCGGGACCUAAUGAGCCUCACAGAACUGCACAACCACCAAAACCCUAUGCAUGUCGGGAAUGUGGGAAGGCCUUCAGCCAGAGCUCGCACCUUCUUAGGCACCUGGUGAUCCACACUGGGGAGAAGCCCUACGAGUGCUGUGAGUGUGGGAAGGCCUUCAGCCAGAGCUCGCACCUUCUCAGACAUCAGAUAAUCCACACCGGGGAGAAGCCCUACGAAUGCCCAGAAUGUGGAAAAGCCUUUCGCCAGAGCUCAGCCCUCACACAGCAUCAGAAAACCCACACUGGGAAGAGACCCUAUGAAUGUAGGGAAUGCGGGAAAGAUUUCAGUCGGAGCUCAAGUCUGAGAAAACAUGAGAGAAUUCAUACUGGAGAAAAACCUUAUCAGUGUAAGGAAUGUGGGAAAUCCUUCAACCAGAGUUCAGGCCUGAGCCAGCAUCGGAAAAUCCACACCCUAAAGAAACCUCACCAAUGCGAUCUCUGCGGAAAGGCCUUCUGUCACAGGUCCCACCUCAUUCGGCACCAGAGGAUUCACACUGGGAAGAAACCGUACAAAUGCGAGGAGUGUGGGAAGGCCUUCAGCCAGAGCUCCAACCUCAUUGAGCAUCGGAAGACCCACACCGGUGAGAAACCCUACAAAUGCCAUAAGUGUGGGAAAGCCUUCAGCCAGAGUUCCUCCCUCAUUGAGCACCAGCGGAUUCACACUGGGGAGAAGCCUUAUGAGUGCGGCCAGUGCGGGAAGGCCUUCUGCCACAGCUCCGCACUGAUUCAGCACCAGAGAAUCCACACCGGGAAGAAACCCUACGCGUGCAAUGAGUGUGGCAAAGCCUUCCGGCACAGGUCGGCCCUUAUCGAACAUUAUAAAACCCACACCAGAGAGAAACCCUACGAGUGUAACAAAUGCGGCAAGUCCUUCAGGGGGAGCUCACACCUUAUUCGGCAUCAGAAAAUCCAUGCUGGGGAGAAGCUCUAGAAGGAGGAGCUCACACCAAAGCUUGAAAGCCUUUCCCAGAUGGAGCCCACGCCCAGUCACUUUAUCUGCAAGGCUCCAUCCACCUGCCCCAUAACAGAGUUGGACCUAGUGCUCCUGAGCACCCACACCAGCAGCAAGGGCCCCUCUUGGCCAGGCAAUCAGCAGGUUUUCUGAGCACAAGGGAGGAUGGGGGGAUAGAAAGGCUGCCAGAAUGGCUGAGCACCUGAAAAGAGAAUGGGCCUUCGAUUUCUCAUUCUCACAUUUGACUUCCAAGCCUGUGAGGUUCAGUUCUGCCCUCUAUUCCAGAAUCCAGAAUAGAAAUGACUGUAAGAGGGAGAAAGUUGAGUUAAACCCACGAGAAUGCCAGGUGAGAACUCUAACAUCAGGCUACAGUUUGGCACUUUCAGUAGAAGGAACCAUUCUCACAGUCCAAAUUAGCUGAAGAAAAAUGAAUCCAAAAAGUAGAUACCUCAGCCACAAAAUGGAAUCUUCUGCCUGGUUUGGGUACUUGUAGGUACAACCCAAACAGGUUACAGAACAAAGGGAGUGUCUGGAAGGAUUAGGUUUGGGACUGGGAGGGAGGGUGCGAGUCCCUGGUGUGGUCCCUUAAUCCUAUUCUGUGUUAGAGUGAGGGGGGUCUCUUUCAAGGAGAGUAGAGGUUUGGUCCUGCAGGCCAGAGGGCAUUUGAUGCCCAGCUCUGACUCAGCCCAGGCCCACGGCACCAGUGCCCGCCAGGAGCAGGCCCUCCACCAGACCCGGGGCUCCUAAAACCACAGCGUGCCUUGGACAUCAGUAGGGCUCCUUUCUGGUCUGGCAGCUAUGCAGCCUCUCCACCUUCCAGUGCAGGCUCGGGCGGGGCGGGGGAUGUUGGAAGCAGGGUGAUUCAAUUAGAGAUCUGGGUGCAAGUCUCAGGUCCAUCCCUCCUACCUAUGUGUCCUUGAGGAACCCCCAAGGCUCAGUUUUCCUACCUGUGAAAUGGAGAUCGUGGGGUCUGGCCCCACACUUUGAGGAUUGGUGCAAGCCUCCCAUUCAGAAUGAGAGCACAUAUGAAAGUGCUUUGACAACUAGGGAUUGAGCGUGGAUACCCAGAGUGACCUCUGCCCUGCCCCCCCCCGCCCCCCGCCCCGAAACACUGUCCUUGAAACCUGGAGAGGCAUCCCCAUCUGCUUCCUGAAAUGGCAGAGCUUGCAGCAGGCCCUCACUAAACCAGGCUUCCCCAUACUCCCUCAGGCUUGUACCCUGGGCUGGGGUGCCCUGUGUUUAUCUUACAGAUGUUUCCCGGAAGCCAUCCUGAGCCUCCCUGUGGUGUUCAGUCCAUGUCCCUGUACUUCUCUCUGUUCUCCCACUGCCAACCGGUGUUCAUCUGGGACCAGUUCAGUGGGCUUCCCCAGAGGUGGGGCUCGGUGGCGUGUUUUUAAAGCUCCAGGUGGUUAUAAUGUCCCAGCAUGCAUCCAGGCCGUGAGCCCUGUGCUGGGCACCCAUGCCACCCCACAUCUCUCAAAUGACAGGCCUGCUUGCCCUGACUGAGCAGAGCUUGAAGGUGGCCCAGGAACCACACACUGACAGGUCUGGCUAGUUGGUCAUUGUUUGUCCCAGGCCCUCAGGCCUUCGUGUGCCCAUGGGGAUCUAGAACUGGCAUUCCCCUCAGGUUUCUCAGCUAGUGUGGGAGGAGGCGGUCUGAGCUAUUUUGAAGUUUUCCAAACAUUUAUGGCUGGAAUCCCAUGAAGCUAUCAUGGUAAAGCUGAUUAUUUCAGCCAAUCAGAAGUUCAGCUUGGCAGAUAUGUGCAGUUUUGAUGAAAAAAAUGGGAGAGCCGCCCUGGCUAGUUUUCUCAGAGUCAGUCCUCGGACUAACGGGUCACAGGUUCAGUUCUGGUCAAGGGCACAUAUCUCCAUUGUAGGCUCAAUCC
Molecule: messenger RNA, 3258 nt
Organism: Myotis brandtii (Brandt's bat)
Lineage: Eukaryota; Metazoa; Chordata; Mammalia; Chiroptera; Vespertilionidae
Product: zinc finger protein 70
Exons: 1
Coding region: 5-1351 (448 amino acids)
Biological process (GO): regulation of transcription by RNA polymerase II
Molecular function (GO): RNA polymerase II cis-regulatory region sequence-specific DNA binding; DNA-binding transcription factor activity, RNA polymerase II-specific
Source: RefSeq, a predicted model, not a curated record